Sphaeramia orbicularis (orbiculate cardinalfish) is the source of this 2593-nucleotide messenger RNA. RefSeq names its product solute carrier family 47 member 1 (gene slc47a1). The record is from RefSeq and is a predicted model, not a curated record. Bases 18 to 1973 code for a protein of 651 amino acids. Gene Ontology annotation, biological process: xenobiotic detoxification by transmembrane export across the plasma membrane. Gene Ontology annotation, cellular component: membrane. The transcript is spliced from 17 exons. Gene Ontology annotation, molecular function: antiporter activity; xenobiotic transmembrane transporter activity. Lineage: Eukaryota; Metazoa; Chordata; Actinopteri; Kurtiformes; Apogonidae.
GCUUUUUCUGUGUUUGAAUGGAGAAGCUGGGCUCCCCAGAUCCUGCAGACCCCUCACAGGGUGCAGGGCUUGUUGCUGGGGUUUCUGUUGCCAAGACGGCAGGGGUCGAGGGAGACGAGGCUGCAGUCAGCUCCAAACUGUUUCGGUGUGCAUGCGUGAGACGCUGGCUACCACUGGCCUACAGAGAAGAACUUUACCAUGUUUUGCGGCUCACAGGUCCACUGCUGCUGUCUAGGAUUCUCAGCUUCCUACUGCCAUUUGUUAUCACCAUUUUCUGUGGUCACAUUGGCAAUGCAGAACUGGCUGGAUAUGCACUGGCCUCAGCGACCAUUAAUUUGACCACGACCUCAACAGGUUAUGGCCUUACUGUGGCCUGUGACACGCUUAUUUCUCAGACAUUUGGCAGUAAAAACAUGAAACGUGUUGGGGUAAUUCUUCAGAGAAGUUCACUGAUCCUGCUGCUGUUUUGUCUGCCUUGUUGGGCUCUUCUUAUCAACUCCUACAACUUAUUAAGUCUGAUGCAACAAGAAGAUGAGGUCGCAAGAAUUGCCCAGCUCUAUGUGAUGGCUUUUCUACCAGCUGUUCCUGCCAUGUUCCUGCAUCAGCUUCAGGUCACUUACUUACAAAAUCAAGGGAUCAUUCUGCCACAGAUGUACACAGCAGCAGCAGCAAACAUAUUUAACUUGGGGGUUAACUAUGUGUUAAUCAUCAGCCUGCAGCUGGGUGUCGUUGGUUCAGCAAUUGCCAAUGGUCUCUCUCAGAUCAUCAUCUGCCUGCUGCUGUUUGCUUACAUCCGGUGGAGAAAGCUUCAUGUGCAGACAUGGGGUGGGUGGUCUACUGAAUGUCUGCAGGAAUGGGGGUCUUAUAUGAAGCUGGCCAUUCCCAGUGUAUUUAUGAUUUGCUUUGAAUGGUGGAUCUGGGAGAUUGGAGGUUUCCUUGCUGGUUCACUUGGUGAGGUGGAUCUUGCUGCACAACAUGUCAUACUGGAACUAAGCGCCAUUACAUACAUGUUCCCUCUAGGUGUCUACGCAGCGGCCUGUGUGCGUGUUGGUAAUGCUCUCGGGGCUGGAAACACUGCCAGAGCUAUAGUCACCUGCAAAGUCUCCCUGUUUCUAUCAGGGGUGCUUGCUGUGUUACAGGGUAUUGUAAUUGCAAGCUCCAAGUCUGUCAUCGGCUACAUAUUCACUUCUGAUGAUAAAAUUGUGGAAAUUGUCUCACAGAACCUCACAGUCUACACAUUUGUACAACUCUUUGAUGCAGUUCUGUGUGUCUGCUCGGGGAUUCUUGUCGGGGCUGGGAUGCAGAAAAUUGCUGCCUUCUCCAACUUAGUGAGUUACUACUGUAUAGGCCUGCCAGUAGGAAUCGCUCUGAUGUUUGCAGCACAGCUCAGAACAUUAGGUUUGUGGCUCGGCCUCCUCAUAUGCGUUAUCCUUGAGAUGGGUUUCUUCCUUGUUCUAAUCUUCAAACUCGACUGGAAGAAAGUUACGCGGAAGGCCCUAAAGCGAGCUGGGAUGAAAGUGCUGGUGACACCAAAGCGACCUGUGAGCACAGUCCUGAAUGAAGGAAUGGUGCCUGAUUUUACUGUCAGCAACAAUACAGCCCAAAUGGAUGGUGAAGAAGCUCCUACAACAGAAGGAUACAGUUCUGUCAACACUCAGGAUCAGGAGGUGAAAGUGGUUCAUGAAGCCGAGGGCAACAGUACAAACACAGGAGGGGCUGAGAAGGAUGCUGAACAGAGCAAAAACACUGCAAAAUCCAAACCCCAAGAACCGCUCUCUGUCACUCAGCUGAUUCUACGCAGAGGGCUCACUGUCUUGAUUUCAGUUCUGAUUUUGGCUGUAGGUGUUGGCUUUCACAUUGCGUUCCCUGCACCAGAACCGUCGGCUCACAUACGAGCCAACUUUACCCUGAACUGGGCCAAUGACUCCACUCCUACCCCACUCCUCCCACUGGACCUGACCACUAACCAAUAAACGAACCCCUAACAAAUGGACCAUUUAUUGUUAAAGAGGUUUAGCUUUUCUCAUAAACCUCAGCUGUUCUGGACUGGUGGGUGUCUUUGGUGGAGAAAUAUGUGUCAGUAAUGUCUGAGGCAGCUCUAGUCUGCCAAACCAUUCCGCAGAAAGCCAGAAGCAAUAUCAAAAGGGUCUCAUGAGGAGCAAAGCGAGACUGGCAGAAUCAAAGGUGUUGCUCCAAAGAUCAUGUCUUAGCCUGCUCAGUUAGAGGCGCUCAGCUGGGACGACAAGACGUAUUUACAAAUUCAUCUCACACAAAGAUGUUCUUUCACUUCUGAUUUUGAGAUCUUGUGAUUUAUGUUGACAUGUUGUCUUUUUCACUGACUAUGAAUCGUUUAAUAUCUUAACUUUUAUAUGAUUUGACUGUUAAAAGCUGAUGUAAAAUGUACAUGUAAAUAUGUAAUACAUUGUAUAACUAUAGAAAAAUGUAUUUCUACUGUAUCAGUUUGAGCCAAGACACAGACAAUUAAUUACUAAUACUUGAUUAUUAUUUUUUUACUUCAAAUCUGUGGCCAGUAACAUUAAUACUGUGAGAGCACUAUGAUCAAUGAAUUGUAAAUAAAUUUUUUAAGUGUUUA